Molecule: messenger RNA, 774 nt
Organism: Monodelphis domestica (gray short-tailed opossum)
Lineage: Eukaryota; Metazoa; Chordata; Mammalia; Didelphimorphia; Didelphidae
Source: RefSeq, a predicted model, not a curated record
CUGUGGCGUGGCAGCAGCAGGAGCGGCAGCAGCAUCUCUGAUACCCUUUUGCACUGCCCCGUGCCCAUCACUGACCCUCUCAGCUCAUCGUCGUCUCUGGCCAUGGACUCCGUGUCCGUCUACCACGGAAAUAUCAGCCGUGAGACUGGGGAGAAGUUGCUGCUUGCCACUGGCCUGGAUGGCAGCUACUUACUGCGGGACAGUGAGAGUGUACCUGGUGUCUACUGCCUCUGCGUGCUUGUGGAGAGAUCUUUUCAGAGCUAUGGGGUGGCAUUUGUGUUUGAAUUUUUUCAGUAAUGGAAAUGUAUUCUUUCCAGGUAUCAAGGUUACAUUUAUACCUACCGAGUGUCCCAGUCAGAAACCGGUUCUUGGAGUGCCGAGACAGCACCUGGGGUACAAAAAAGAUUAUUCCGGAAAAUAAAAAAUCUCAUUUCAGCAUUUCAGAAGCCAGAUCAAGGUAUUGUAAUACCUUUACAGCAUCCAGUAGAAAAGAAACUUCUACAAAUGAACAAGGUAUUAAUUCUUCACCAAGUGGCCACACUGGUGAUGAGCCUUUCCAUAUUGUUAUUGGAAAGUAGAACUAGUAUGUUGUCAGGAGCCUUUCCAGGACAGAAGAACCUGCCAGAAGUUCUUUGGCUGCUGUUGUCUGCUUUGGAGAAUCCAGCCAUUUUGGCAUCCCAGCCCAAGAGUUGGAGUAGGACUUGGACAUGUGCUAAAGAAUUCAAGUUAACAGAAAGGUUGGGACUUAAACUGUUGGUGAUGGUGUGUGAAUAA